Messenger RNA from Lathyrus oleraceus (garden pea), 1508 nucleotides. RefSeq names its product actin. The transcript is spliced from 5 exons. NCBI's taxonomy places the organism in Eukaryota, Viridiplantae, Streptophyta, Magnoliopsida, Fabales, Fabaceae. The coding region runs from base 141 to 1271 and encodes 376 amino acids. The record is from RefSeq and is a predicted model, not a curated record.
CACGUUCAAUCUUGAGGUUCGAGUUGGACCUCUUCUCUCCUGCAUUAUUAUUGUCUUUUGGUGCGUUCAACGGUUGCACCUGAGAUCAGAGAAUUCAUUCAUUCUCUCUUUUGAAGCAACAUUUCAGUUUUUGAAAGACAAUGGCCGAAGAGGAUAUUCAACCACUCGUCUGUGAUAAUGGUACAGGAAUGGUUAAGGCUGGAUUUGCUGGAGAUGAUGCUCCAAGGGCUGUGUUUCCUAGCAUUGUUGGCCGACCACGCCACACCGGCGUGAUGGUUGGAAUGGGACAAAAAGAUGCAUAUGUUGGAGAUGAAGCUCAGUCCAAACGUGGUAUAUUGACUCUAAAAUAUCCAAUUGAACAUGGUAUUGUGAGCAAUUGGGAUGAUAUGGAGAAGAUUUGGCAUCACACCUUCUACAAUGAGCUUCGCGUAGCCCCCGAAGAGCACCCGGUUUUGCUCACCGAAGCGCCUCUUAACCCGAAGGCUAAUCGUGAGAAAAUGACACAAAUUAUGUUUGAGACAUUCAACACACCUGCAAUGUAUGUUGCCAUCCAGGCCGUUCUAUCGCUCUAUGCCAGUGGUCGAACAACCGGUAUUGUUCUUGACUCUGGAGAUGGUGUGAGCCACACGGUACCUAUUUACGAAGGCUAUGCCCUUCCACACGCUAUCCUUCGUCUCGAUUUAGCAGGGCGUGACCUCACCGACGCCCUGAUGAAAAUCCUAACCGAGCGUGGCUAUUCGUUCACUACGACAGCCGAGCGUGAAAUCGUAAGGGAUGUGAAGGAAAAACUGGCUUACAUUGCGCUUGAUUACGAGCAAGAGCUUGAAACUUCAAGAACAAGUUCUUCUGUUGAGAAAAGCUAUGAGCUUCCUGAUGGACAGAUCAUCACCAUUGGCGCUGAGCGUUUCCGUUGUCCUGAGGUUCUCUUCCAGCCGUCCAUGAUUGGAAUGGAAGCCGUUGGCAUUCACGAAACGACCUACAACUCAAUCAUGAAGUGUGAUGUUGAUAUCAGAAAGGACUUGUAUGGAAACAUAGUACUCAGUGGUGGUUCUACCAUGUUUACUGGUAUUGCAGACAGAAUGAGCAAGGAAAUUAGCGCGUUGGCUCCAAGCAGCAUGAAGAUCAAGGUGGUUGCUCCGCCCGAGCGAAAAUACAGUGUCUGGAUUGGUGGAUCUAUCUUAGCUUCUCUCAGCACUUUUCAACAGAUGUGGAUUGCGAAGGCUGAGUACGAUGAAUCCGGUCCUUCGAUCGUACACAGGAAAUGCUUUUAGAGUGGUUUGGUGUAGGUUUGGUGUUCUUGUUUGACAAGGCAAUAUCACCUUUCAAUGGUUUCUGAUAUUUUUUGUUGAGAGUAUUUAUGUAAUGUUAGAAAGGUGAAGUUGGGGAAGGUGGAGUUUCAUGACACAGUUGAUUCUUUCAUUUGUUUUGGUCUUACCAAUUGGUAAUUGUUGAACAAUUGAUCUUAAUCUUUUACUAUAAAUCAAAGAAAUUUCAAAUUAUUUUGUUGA